AUCAGCACAGGCUAGACGACGACGGUACGAAGGGGUAUAUCGGCGCCGAGACAAUUCUCACAACCACUCAGUUGGUCACGACGCCUUCCACCGUUCGCCCGUUUUCAUUUGUCACUGUAACGCGCACUCUGAUUUUCGUUAGCUCUCUCGACAAACGCAAAGUUGUUUUGAUUUGCCAUCGUUUUUUUUUCCCCUGCCGGGAGGGUUUUGUCUCGUUCGGUUAUUCGCAGCUUCCCGCGACUCUCUUCAUCACCCCGGUGUGUUCAUUAUUAUUACGUGCUGCUCGUCGUGGUGGAACGAACCGGAAUAGGAAGAAGAAGAAGAAAAAAGAAAAUUGUUUGGAGGGGAGGUCGACCGAUCAACAAAAGUGGAACAAGGAACAACUUUGUUUGAAAAGACCCGACAUCAACUCUGAUUGGAAUUCAAUCGCCAGAAGAAGAUGGAGCGAAGAUCUCGUCAUCUUUUGUUUGCCGUGUUGGCCGUCGUCUUGACGGUCUCGGCUUCGUCAAUGGGCGGCGGUCUAACGACGCCGGAUGCAGCCGCUGGAGUGGCUGGAGCAACGGCGUCAGGGCUCUUCAACAUCCGGCCUCUGAGCAUCUUCACGGGCCACUGCAAUGCCUCCAUUGCCAGAGGGGCAACCAUCUGGAAGCCCAUCCCCGGCGUUGUUGAUAUCUUCUUCCCAAAAGUGAAACCUCCUCGGUGCGCCAACCCGUCGGCUUGUUCGCUGAUCAAUUCGUCGCUGCACGCCAACGUCAUCCUGCAGCCGGGCGACUCGUUGCGACUUACCUUCGACUUGGAUUUUUCAUCAUCGGCCAACGGCGAACGAGAUGAUCAACCCGUCACCAAGACAUCGACCAUCACCACCACAACUACGGAAUUACCCAGGGCGGCCACUACCGUACCGACAACAACCACCGAAUCUUCAACUGCCACGCCCACCACUACGGAAGAGACGACCACGCCCGACGCCAUUAGCAGCCAAGAGCCGGUGCUGUUGAAACGCUACCCACGACAGGCUGUCGUUGGCCCGUCACCGACAAACCCCGCCGUCGCUGGCCCGACGCAGUUGCCCAUCCAGAAGAGUAAUGUGGUAGCCGAACGGAUCCGUUUGAUGACUCAAGCGGAUAAUAAUCAGCCCAGAAAAAUGGCCCCUUCCGGCAGCAGUAGUUCCAGCAGCAGCAGCAGCACCGCCAUUCCGCCGGUCAGCAAUAUCGUCACCCUCUACAAAGUGAACGGCGAAGCCUUCGAGUCGUGCGACAUCACUAACGGACAAAGGAUCGGCCAAGUCAAGAGUCAGGAUCCCGAAUCGCACACGGGCAUCAUUACCUUGCCACCUGGGCUCUUAUCGAUCGCCGACAACUUCUUCUUGGGACGCUCGGUCCGCUGGGGUGGCGAAUGUCUCAAGAUGAAAGUGUCGGUCAAGACGGCCAACUGCGGAGAUCGGGACCAGUGUACCAAUAACGGCGUCUGCCACGCCACAUCCAACACGGCUUCGUUCCAGUGCUCCUGUUGCGAGUCGGCCAAUGUCAACGAAUUCUGCGGGCCGUCCAACUUGUGCUCGUACAACCCCUGCCAGAACGAAGGCGUUUGCAUCCGCGUUCAACAGAACAAAGACGACCUUUUCCGCUGCCUCUGCCUACCAGGUUACGAAGGCAAGUUUUGCGAGGAACAAUUCAACGCUUGUGAUUCGAUGGUCUGCCAUAAUGGCGGCUCCUGCUUGAUCGCCCAUGACGGCCGGGCCCAUUGCUCAUGCUCUUCCGGUUUUGUCGGGCUCCACUGCGAAGAGGAAUUGACCGGAUGCGAUUCGUCCCCCUGCGUCCACGGCAUCUGCGUCGACCAGACACACGGAUACCGCUGUUUCUGCCAACCAGGAUUCGGCGGACCGGAGUGCAACUUCGAAUACAACGAGUGCGAGUCUAAUCCGUGUAGCAACGGCGGUACGUGUUUGGAUCGUGUUGGCGAAUUCCAGUGCAUCUGCCCGUCGGGCUACGCCGGAUCACGUUGCGAGACUCAGGUGAAUUUGUGCGAACCGAAUCCUUGCGGACUCAAUCAAAAAUGCAUCGAUCACGGAACCAAUAUCAGCUGCGAAUGUAUUCCGGGACUUGAUCUGGCCCUCUGCGCCGAGAUGAACUCGGCGUGUCAUCCGAACCCGUGUCUGCGUGGUGGGACCUGCUGGGUCAGCAGUGGUAGCUUCUUCUGCGCCUGCAAACCGGGACUGACUGGCGAUCGAUGCCAAGAUCUGGUGACCACGAGCGGUAACAAAGCCGAGCACCACGAAGUGAUCCGUGGAUCGGUCGGCCAUUACGGGCUCAGUAACAGCGAACUGGAACUCAAGACGCCAUUGCCGCUCCAUUUGGACCACACGCACAGCAUCUAUGUGGCCGUCGGCACGCUCGUUUCGGCCGUUAUCGUCGUCGUUAUAGCGGUGAUGGUCUGCUACUGCCGGACGCACGAGCCGUCCAAAUGGUCACCGUCGGCUCGGCUACCUUUCCUGUGCCGAGAUUACCGCAAUACAUCGUCACCUGUGAAAGAGGAUCAAGGGAUGGACGUGCCGUUGGCGGUUGCCAUGGAGUCGGAAACCUUCCAGCAGCGCAAAUUUGAGAGCCUGCAUCCCACUCAGUGCCAAGUGUAUUGGAGCGACGCUCGCCGCGACGCCGCCGUACUCGACUAGAAGAAGAAGAAGAGCGCAGGAGAAAAGAUGGGGGAAAAAAGGAGCGCGCGUAUAUAAAUAAUAAUAAAAGGGAAAAAAAGGAACGACGCGGUAAAAAGGAAGAAAAUGAAGACCAACAUCUUCCAACUUUUUCUUUUUUUCUGGGAGCGGUAAUUUGAUUUGGACUCGGUUCACUCGGCUUAUAUUAUACUUUACACUGCACACUUCGACGUUGAAAUAACACCCCUGACGUUUUUUAGUUGUAUUUCUCGUUCUGGAAAUAUUUAUAACUAAAUAUAUACUGUCUCUCAACUCUCCUGACUUUUCCCCCCAUGUUCAACCAACCACUCUGCCUCCCGGCGACCGAGCGGAUGCGUAAGAGAGCGUACAGGGAGACUUUGAUCUCCUUCAUGAUGAUGCUCUCUUUUUUCUUCCUGACUCUCUCCUAUCUCUUUUUCAUCCUUGGCUCUUUGUAUUCAUUAUCCUGUGACUCCCGACGACGACGACGACGAGUUUUCGACGUCUAUCUUUAUAUUUUUUUAUUUUUUGGGGUUCCUUUAUUUUCUUCCUCGUUUAUUCGUGUUCAUGAAUUAUUCCACAUGUAGAUCCAUGUUCCGUCCUCUCCGUUAUAUACUUGUCUCCCCUCUUCUCGUCUAUUCCCGCCCCAACUCUUAUUUCUGUUGUGUCUAUCUCUCUCUUUCGUGCUUAUUGCUAAACUCUGCUAACUUAUUCCGUUUGCUGUAUGAUUGUCUCCGAGCCGAACGACGAACACAGAAGAAAUGGACAAAACAUUUUUAUUUUAUUAUUCAAUUGGAUUAUAUUUUAGACUUUUGUUCUUAUCCCUCCCCAUAUAAAUGAACCAGCAGGACCAGUUCUACAUUUUGCAUUCGGCUUUUCUUUCUUUCUUUUUUGGAUUUCUUAUAAAAAUUAGAUCAAACCCUGUUUUACGUUCCCUUACACUUCCGUGUUCAAGAUUUAUUGUUUCGAUGUUUAUCAUUUGUGUCCUACCAUUUUCUUCUAAAUUUUUCUUAAGAAUUCCGUUUCAUUUUCAAUCAUAUUAUAUAGAUCUCUAAUGCUCAUAAAGAUUCACGAUACUUGUAUGUUUCUGUAUUAUGAUGAUAAUGUGGUCUCUAUUGUUGCAGAAUUACUUUUGAACCCAAAUUCAUCACACACAACCACAUUAAACAAACUUGAAAAAAAACAAAAACAACAUAAACUAUAACCCUUUCGUAAUCAUCUUUUUACUUGCCCUAUACAAAAGCCAAAUAAAAAUUAAUAAAUAACGGCAGCAUCCCU
Daphnia pulicaria is the source of this 3946-nucleotide messenger RNA. RefSeq names its product delta and Notch-like epidermal growth factor-related receptor. The record is from RefSeq and is a predicted model, not a curated record. Gene Ontology annotation, molecular function: calcium ion binding. Gene Ontology annotation, cellular component: plasma membrane; protein-containing complex. Lineage: Eukaryota; Metazoa; Arthropoda; Branchiopoda; Diplostraca; Daphniidae. Gene Ontology annotation, biological process: heterophilic cell-cell adhesion; establishment or maintenance of epithelial cell apical/basal polarity. The transcript has 14 exons. The coding region runs from base 440 to 2671 and encodes 743 amino acids.